Molecule: messenger RNA, 2405 nt
Organism: Paramuricea clavata
Lineage: Eukaryota; Metazoa; Cnidaria; Anthozoa; Malacalcyonacea; Plexauridae
Source: the annotation of a GenBank genome assembly
GCUGUGGUCAGAUUAUGAGAAUUCUACAUGCUGCCCGCCAUAUUGAAUUGUUGUCGAGAAUGUCGAAAAUGCCAAGUACUUUACAUAAAUAUGAUACUAAUUAAGUACAAUAAAACCGUACAUGCAUGAAAUGUUUGUGAUUUAUAUCUAGACUAUAAGUAGUGCUGCCAUAUUGUUAUUUUCUUGUGCGAAAAUGGAGGCCGAUGCGAAUGCUAAAUCCUACGACGAAGUCAGUGGACCACAAAUCGAAGCAGGUAGUCAAUUUAUCCGUGAGUUAAACCUCUCCUUGGGAGACAAAGUGCUUGACAUGGGUUGCGGCACAGGCCAUCUCACUAAAUAUAUCGCUGAUAUUGUUGGCCCUAAUGGUCAGGCGGUCGGAAUCGAUCCCGAUGCCGAGCGAAUCAAAAUUGCUGAAGAGAAAUCUAAAGAAGUCGGUAAUCUUCAGUUCUGUGUUGGCAGCAGUGUGAUUGGAUUUCCACACGACACUGAACCGUAUUACGAUGUUCAUAUCAGCACGAAUGCAUACCACUGGGUUCCUGAUGAUGAGAAAAUAAUUUACAUACAGAAAGCACAUCGAUGUUUGAAAGCUGGGGGAAAACUGGCCAUCUGGUGUGUCGCAAAGACGCCCAAUGGCAAUGGCAAUGAGAAGAAAAUUGGAGUUUAUACGUUAACCCAAGAGGGCCAUCGAGAUAUGUUUCAAGAGGUGGGUCUCUUCAACAAUGUUGUGGUAGAUGCACCGAUCUACCCAUAUCGAUAUGAAUCAUUUGAAGAAUUCAAGAGAUGGUUCAAAGCUACAACUCGCCAGGACCUGGAAACUACCAAAUCAGAGGACUUACUUAAGAAAUUUGUUACCACAGAAGACGAUGGGCAAGUCACUUGUAAAGUACCAUGUAUUCGCAUCACAGCAUGCAAAGAUUGAUCGGGAUAAAAUGGCCUGCAGUGAUUCAUGUACAGUAUAUAUGUCCCUGCAUUGCAUGUACCUAUAGUAGCCUAGACAACUUUUGCCAGUGAAGUAAAUAUGCUUUCGACUAAUGUAAUAAGCUAUUGCUCAGACGCGGCCAAAUUCCAUGUAAGUUUCAGUGGUAUAUGGAAGAGAGUUACAGAUUGACGUUAGAAACCCUUAGAUUGACGUUUACGGCAAACGUCAAACCGCAAACGAAGUUUUUGAUUUUACAACCCUAUUAUAUAUAAUAGCUUUUACACCACUUUUGAAAUAUAUUAAUUAAACUUGUAGUAUUUAUAACAAUGAUUCAAGAAAACAAAUUAACCACUAAUCAUAUAUUCACCAAGGCAGUAAACUAAGAUUUAGCGUUUGAAGGUUACGUUUGACGUAUAAAUUUCAUACUUUAACGACUACAAGCCUUCCUAGCAGUUCAAGCAUAAAAUUUAUACGCCAAACGUCAACUUCAAACGCCAGAUCUUAGGCCGGUUUUAUACGUUGAAUUUCGGUAGCGUCGAAUGCAAUUCAAAUGACAAUAGAUAAUGAAGCUUAAUUAAUAAGGUUUAUCAUCUCAUUAUCUAUUGUCUUAAUUGCAUUUGACGCGACCAAAAUUCGACGUAUAAAACAGGCCUAAAUUACUGCUUUGGUGAAUACGUGACUAGUGGUUAAUUUGCUUUCUUAAAUCAUUGCUACGUUUGCCAUAAACGUCAAUCUAUUAUGACAGACGUAUUUUGAGGUCAACUGUUAGUUGUUCCAAGUUAAUUAGGAAAUUUAAUUUUUGUGACUCAAAUUGAAGCAUGAAUUAGCUACUGUCGACAGAGGCGCCGGAAUAUCGAUAAUUGGGGGGGGGGCAGAUAUUCAUAUAUUCGUGUUCUGCCCAAUUAAUUUCUUUUGAAAUCGAUUGUUUUUACAGUCUGUGAACACGAAUAUAUGAAUAUCUGCCCCCGCAAUUAUCGAUAUUCCGGCGCCUCUGACUGUCGAAAACUUGUAGAACGUACCUUCAAAUGCGAUUUGAAGAUUACCGUUUGCGGUUAGGCCUGUUUUAUACGUCGGAUUUUGGUCGCAUCGAAUGCAAUUAAGACAAUAGAUAAUGAGAUGAUAAUCCUCAUUAAACUUCAUUAUCUAUUGUCUUCAUUGCAUUCAUUCAAAAUUCGACGUAUAAAACGGGCCUAUAGCGGUCUGUCGUAAACGUCAAUCCGUAACACUGAACGGUAGUAAAAGCGAUUAUAGUGUUGUUAAAGUGCCUGUUUGGUCAAUUUGAAUAUUCCAAGGAUGAUUGAUAAUUAAAUUGCAGAGUGAAUAUAUAGUUUAUAGUGAUAUAGUAUUGGAACAGAGGAAGCUAAGAAAGGUUAUAUGUCUGUAUGACACGAACCAUUAAGCUAUAGAGGCCUACUUAGCCUGCGUAGCAGGCGUUUAGUGCGGGCGGGAGAAAAGAGGGCGUCGUCGAGGGAACGCCUUCCCAAAU